AUGGAUCAUUCGACUGCGCACCGUGAGAGGGUGGGUAGAGUGAAAGUCUGUGUGGAGGUGAAUGCGAAGAAGCCAAGGGUGGACAAGAUCAGUGUUACUUCUGAUGAUAUGACUAAGUUUUUUAUUGGAGUGGAAUAUUGUGGACUCCCUCGUUGCUGUGAAAAAUGUCAGGUGUUUGAUCAUGACUGUGCUAUUCCGGUUUCUGGUCUGACUAAGAAUGUAUGGAGGGUGAAGAAGCCUCAAAUCUCUGCAAUAAACGAGGAAGAGAUGGUAAAUAUUAUGAAUGAGGUUUCUGGAUGUUUAGAAGCAUUGGUAGUUGAGAAAGAGACUGGUAUGGAUAAGGGUAAAGCUAUCUGGAUUGCAACUCCUUCUCCUGUGACACCAAGUGCUCUUCCCUCUUAG
This is a messenger RNA of Linum trigynum, 402 nucleotides long. The record is from the annotation of a GenBank genome assembly. NCBI's taxonomy places the organism in Eukaryota, Viridiplantae, Streptophyta, Magnoliopsida, Malpighiales, Linaceae.